Messenger RNA from Diospyros lotus (date-plum), 848 nucleotides. RefSeq names its product 2-hydroxy-palmitic acid dioxygenase mpo1-like. Bases 128 to 718 code for a protein of 196 amino acids. Gene Ontology annotation, cellular component: endoplasmic reticulum. Gene Ontology annotation, biological process: sphingoid catabolic process. The transcript is spliced from 4 exons. The record is from RefSeq and is a predicted model, not a curated record. Lineage: Eukaryota; Viridiplantae; Streptophyta; Magnoliopsida; Ericales; Ebenaceae.
UAUAAAUGCCCAACCAUCUUCCCCUUCCCUUCCCAACAUUCUCACCUCCUUUCUUCCCCCGCAAACUUUCCCGGAAAAUAUUGAAAUUUUCUCGCCCCAAACAAACGCCCUUUAAUUUUCCUUUCCAAUGGGGAAGCUGAAGCUGUUUGAUCUGGAGAAGAACUUGGGGUUCCACAAGGCGUACCACGGCAACCCAGUGAACGUCUGGAUACACCUGCUGUUCGUGUGGCCACUCUUCUUCACCACCCUUGUUCUCUUCUAUUUCACUCCCCCUCUCUUCGAGUGCCCAUUUAAGUGCCGCCUUGGCCUGGUUCCAAAUUUUGGGCUCAUCUUCACCUUGGUAUACGUUGUGUACUACGUGUGUUUGGAUAGGAAAGCUGGGACUCUGGCUGCUUUCCUCUGUUUGGCCUGUUGGGUCUCUGCCAGUCUUCUUGCUAAGAAUCUCGGCUUCUCUCUUUCUUGGAAGAUUGUUCUGGCAACUCAGUUGUUCUGUUGGUCAACACAGAUAAUUGGCCAUGCUAUUUUUGAGAGCCGUUCACCAUCUGUGCGGGAUAACCUGGCUCAAGCCCUCCUUAUGGUUCCCUUCUUAGUAUUACUCGAUGCCUUACAGAUUUUCUUUGGCUACGAACCAUAUCCAGGGUUUAAUGCGAGUGUGAAAGCAAACAUAGACGCUGAAACUAGAAAAUGGCAGGACAACAAAGAGAAGAAAAUUUCAUAACUUGAUUUGGGUCAAUAAUUGAAUGAUAUAGGCCUCAAUUACAAAAUGUAAACGGAUUGAGAAAAUAAAUCAGCAUGUACCUUGUUAGACUGUUCCCUCAUAUAUGAAUUUCUAUUUGAAUGUUUUCCUA